CGAAGGAGGACGACGCUGCAGGCAUCAGGAAGUAAGUCACAUGUCACUGGUCACAGCCAGGCCCAGCCUGCCCCGAAGGAGGACGACGCUGCAGGCAUCAGGAAACAACUUGUGGCAAGGUUCCACUGCAUCUCCUGCGACCGCCCAGUCGAUAUGCUUACCCCAGGACCGCACUUGGUCACCCUGCCCUCCACUCCUGGCCUACCCUCCCACAAGUCCAACCGACCGUACACCAUCUAUGAGCUUGAGCAGGUUCGCCAGCACUGCAGAAGCGAGCGCAUCCCUGAGAUGGCGGACUACAGUUACCUGGCCAUGUCCCGGAGCUGUGGAGGCAGCCACACCGUGACCUACCCCAACCGCCGCUACACCCGCCUGCAGCACUUCAGCCACUUCCUCCAGGCUGAGGAGGAGACACCGCCCAUCUCCAGCUCCCCACUGCAGAUUCAGCCGGAGGAGGUGGACAUCCUGGGAUUGGACGGACAUAUCUACAAGGGCCGCCUGAAAACCAGAUCGGUCAAGACUGUGGAUGCCAGACUACCCACCAUCUUUCCUAAAGACGCCUCAGGCAGCUCUGUGCGGGACCGGCCCAUGUCUUCUUUAGGCUGCCUGUCCCAGGCUACCCUUCCCCAGAGCUCGUCCGAGCUGCUGCAGCAAGAUCUGGAGCUUCACGUGGACCUGAGCCAGUCGGAGGAAGAGCCCGUCAUCAUCCUGUAGGGGGCGAUGGAGAGCCCCACACACCUUAUUUUAAUAAACCGUUUACAGCAGCAGCAGGAGGGUAUCCUGGUCUCCAUUUUGUAAUGGAGCAUACAGACGUUGUGAAAAUCAAUUCUGAUAUUAGUCAGUUAGGUUAUUUAUGGAUUGUAAUGGAAGAACACAAUUCUGGGACCUAUGAACACUGUCUCCAUGCAACAAAAUAGCUGAGUCACAAAAUAGCUGAGUCACAUUUUCAAAGUGUAGCUUUACAGGUCAGAUACCUUACUUGUGGCUACAUUACGAUUUUGGUUUAUGAUGCCUGAUUUUCAAUGACCUUCAUAGAGAAGCUUUCAGACAGGUGACCUCAAAUACCAGACUGUUUGGAUGCAGAACAAUACCACUAUGGAGCAAUUCAUUUGACAUAUAGGGUCUUAUAGAGAGGUAUCAUCUCACAGACCCAAUUCUCUAGACAGUUUCCUAGAAGGAGGGGCUUUGCUUACACACAUUUUGUGUCAAUGAGAAAUAUGAUGUAUAUCUAUCUCUAUCCAUGCCUUACACACUCAGUGGCCAGUUUAUUAGGUACACCCAUCUAGUACCGGGUCGGACCUCCCUUUGCCUCUAGAACAGCCUGAAUUCUUCAGGGCAUGGAAACAUUGCUCAAUUGGUAUCAAGGGAUCUAACUUUGGCAGGAACACGUUCCCCACACCAUUAUACCACUGCCACCAGCCUGUACCGUUGACAGCAGGCAGGAUGGGGCCAUAGACUCAUGUGGUUACGCCAAAUCUUGACUCUGUCAUCAGCAUGAUGCAACAGGAACCGGGAUUCGUCGAACCAGGCAACAUUUUUACACUCAUCAAUAGUCCAGUGUUGGUGAUCGCGUGACAACUGGAGCUGCUUGUUUUAAGCUGAUAGGAGUAGAACCUGGUGUGGUCGGCUGCUGCAAUAGCCCAUCCGUGACAAGGAUCAAUGAGUUGUGCAUUCAAAGUCGCUUAGGUCACUCGUUUUUUUUUUCAUUCGAACAUUAACUGAAUUCCUGGAUUCCUGUCUGCCUGCUUUAUAUAGCAAGCCACGGCCUCCUGACUCGUGAAAGAGGUGGUGUACCUAAUAAACUGAGUAGAAGUGAUCCCUUUCAUAGCAUUUGGACGUAUUCAGGAGUAAUGAUGCUACUGAAAGGUAUUUCAGGAGAGUAUUUAAGACAGGCAGUUAAUCUGAAUGUAAGAUUUCCAUUUGUUUUCAAAGAUAAAUGGGCCUUCAUGGAAUAUGUGAUGUAUGUCUCAUAUGAUGUCCAUAUAACUGUUAUGUGAACAUAUGUUGACUCAUUGACUGUCUGCAAUGAAUUUUACUUGUGGUACGUAAAUAUAUCUGUACUGUUCUACACAACCCCACCAUCACAUGCAUAUAAUUUGACUGUGAAGGCACAUUUUGUGAGCCACACUGUUAUGACACACAGUUUCAGACACGUAACACGUUUAACUGGGCUGGAUACACAGUUCUAACCACAUCCUUCCUCAAUU
Oncorhynchus mykiss (rainbow trout) is the source of this 2207-nucleotide messenger RNA. The record is from RefSeq and is a predicted model, not a curated record. Lineage: Eukaryota; Metazoa; Chordata; Actinopteri; Salmoniformes; Salmonidae.